Aspergillus clavatus NRRL 1 is the source of this 1011-nucleotide messenger RNA. RefSeq names its product ketoreductase sphI. NCBI's taxonomy places the organism in Eukaryota, Fungi, Ascomycota, Eurotiomycetes, Eurotiales, Aspergillaceae. The record is from RefSeq and is a predicted model, not a curated record. Gene Ontology annotation, molecular function: oxidoreductase activity, acting on the CH-OH group of donors, NAD or NADP as acceptor. The transcript has 2 exons. The coding region runs from base 1 to 1011 and encodes 336 amino acids.
AUGACGGGGGAAGAAUUGGUCUUCAUCACCGGUGCAUCUGGCUUCAUCGGCAGCUGCACGGCUCUAGCACUACUCAGAGCGGGCUACCGUCUUCGUAUCCUGCACCGACAAGCAUGUAAGAUUGAGAGGUUACAGGCUCUGCUAUCGGAAUACAGCUCCCGGGUGGAGUAUGCCCUGGCUCUCAGCUUGACCGACAAGGCUGCAUACAGAGAGCACCUCGAUGGAGUGAACUACAUCAUCCACCUCGCGCAUCCCCUCCCCAGUAGCACCGAGAGGGAAGCCUACUUCGUGCCCGCCGUGCGGGCAACCACCACCUUACUGGAGGAAGCAGCCCGCGUGCCCAGCAUCAAGAAGGUCGUAAUCACCUCAUCGGUUGCGGCGCUCAUGCCGCUGGACGGCGUACCCCCUGGCGGCAUCAUCAAGGAGGACAACGACUGGGACUUCACCUUCGACGAAACCGAGGACUUCGCAGCCUCCGCCGACCCGCGCGGCGUCCCCAUGCGCCUCUACCACGCCUCGAAGCUCCUCGCCAACCGAACCGCGCACAAGUUCCGCACCACCGCCGCACCGUCCUACGCGCUCGUCACGCUGCAUCCCGUCUUCGUCUACGGACACAAUCCCACGCAGAACUCGGCCGAGGAAAUCGAGGCCUCCUCAAACGGACUACUCUGGUACACGCUCCUGGCCGGGGUCCCGCAUCGCUGCCAUUCACAGGUCCCCGGGGUGCAUAUUGACGAUGUGGUCGAGGCGCAUGUCCGGGCGUUGGACCCGGGGGUUGCGGACGGGUCGCGGUACCUGUUAUCGGGGCCAGGCAGGUCGUGGAAGGAGGUCGCGGAGGUUGUGCAGCGGGAGUAUCCAGAUCUCGGGGCGAGGAUUUCGACAGAUCUCGAGGAGGGGUUUCUGCCGAUGGAUGGGGGGAGGGCCGAGAAGGAGUUGGGGUUGGCAUGGCGUUCCUGGGAGGCGAUGGUGCGGGAUGUGGUGGAGCAGCAACUGGGGUUUGCGAAGAGUUAG